Owenia fusiformis is the source of this 783-nucleotide messenger RNA. The record is from the annotation of a GenBank genome assembly. Lineage: Eukaryota; Metazoa; Annelida; Polychaeta; Sabellida; Oweniidae.
AUGAAAAUUGAGGAAAGCGUCGCCAUAAUAACAGGAGGGGCCCAGGGCAUAGGUAAAGCAGUGGCGAUAUCUUUACUCAAACUCGGAGCCAAAGUAUGCAUUGCUGAUGUUAAUAGUAUACAGGGUGAAAACACAAUAAAGGAACUUGGACAAGUCUAUGAGGAUAGUGUUAUAUUUCAACAAUGUGAUGUAACAAAGGAGGACGACAUUAGGAGUGUUUUUAAAGUGACAAAAAACAGAUUUGGUGACGUCACAAUCAUGGUUAACAACGCAGGUAUUCUAGAUGAGCAGAAUUGGACUCGGCUUGUUGCAAUCAAUUUUGAGGCUCAGAUCCGAUGUACUAUGACCGCCUUGGAGUUUAUGGGUUGCAAUAAUGGAGGGAGAGGAGGCCUUGUAAUAUUCACGUCUUCAAUAGUCGGUGUUAUUCCUAUUGGUACGUUCCCUGUAUAUGCUGCAGCAAAACACGGGAUAGUCGGAUUCGUUCGUAGUAUGGCGAUGAGUCCCAGGCAAAAUGACUGGGGUGUACGCUUCAAUGCUGUUUGUCCGUCAUCGGUGGAAACUGGCAUGACAACGGAAGACAACUUUGCUAGGGCAAUUACAGAUCCUGUCGUUCUCGACAAAGUAAUGCAGGACAAUAAGAAUACAUACAAUGACAAAAUUAGUCCGUCUGAGGUGGCUGAAACGUACGUCAGGAUAAUAAAAGAUGAUGCAUUGAAUGGAAAAACCCUCGUGGUUCUAAAAGGGAAGACAACGUUCGUGGACGCUGCAGUAGUGGAUAUGUGA